Molecule: messenger RNA, 3729 nt
Organism: Pocillopora meandrina
Lineage: Eukaryota; Metazoa; Cnidaria; Anthozoa; Scleractinia; Pocilloporidae
Source: the annotation of a GenBank genome assembly
CUUUCAUUGAUAAGUGUUUCUAUUGAGUGAGCCAUGAAGCUCCGUUUACUGAGUGUAUUUUUAUUUGUUAUUUAUUCAAGCAAAGUUAUUGCGUUAUGGUGGUGAGUACUGUGCACAGUCAGAAAAGUCCUGACAUACCAGAAAUCCGCGGUUUAAUAAUCCCUAUAUUACUUAGCUUAGUAGAUUACUAAAACAUAGUACUUUUAAUCGUCAAUGCAGGUCACUCGAGACGUCAAUGCAACAAGACCCUAAUGUCGUGUGUAAGAAAACGCAGUCAUUCUUCCAAAGAAAGGAAGACUUUUGCAAAUCGAAGCCUGAACUGAUUUCUACCGUUCUUGGGGGGGUGAAAGGUUCCGUCGAAGAGUGUCAGUGGCAGUUUAGAAACAGGCGAUGGAACUGCUCGACGUCUAAGAAUUUUGUCAAGAAAAUUCUUCGCUACGGUAAGCGAUAAUGAACGCUAGUCAAAUGCUGUUAUCUGGUCACACUUAACAAACUCUGCAUGAAAAAUUCAUCGGCCGGUGCGUUGCUUGAUCGCACAACAAACCACUUCACUUGACAACGAUGAAUAAGCACAUACGACCUAAAGCACUAUUCAACUUAAAGUUCUAUUUUUUCUACAGACUACCGAGAGACGGCGUUCAUCUACGCCAUUACAUCGGCUGGGGUUACCUUUUCUGUCACGCGAGCAUGUAGGUUGGGUCAACUUCACCAAUGUGGAUGCCGCAAAGUAAAUCCGCAACAGAAACAGCAAGUCAUCGCCAACAAUGUGAUUCAGUCGUUCCCUCGAAACGAAUACCCUUCUACAGACAACCAAGUUCCAAGCCAGGCAUUUCCCAUCGGCGAAACUGAGCAGUUCGAAUGGGGAGGUUGCAGCGACAAUAUCCAUCACGGCUACGCGAUGUCGCGGCAGUUGAUGCAAGAAGAAAAAAACAGAGACGGUCGAUCCAUGAUAAUCGAACAUAAUAAUGAAGCAGGACGAUUGGUAAGUGAAAAGCAUUUCCGGGCUUACACCAAGCUUUGUCAUGAGUUGCCAAAGCCCUAUCCUUUUCUCACUUAGAUAAACGACAAACAAACAAGAGCUCGUUCUUGGUUUUCCGGCCUUAAACUUGGCAUUGCUGUUGCGGAACGCCAAAUUAUAUCACCCAGACAGCUAAGCAAUCAAACACGCACUCGUCACAACACAGCGCCUUUUUGAAAGGCUGUGAAAGCAAUUGUCAUGCAAUUACUGCUAAGUAAUAAGCUUGUUUAAGUUAACGAGGUAAGAAAAAUAUUCGCGUAUUCUCUUGGAUUCCACGGCACUUAAGUAACGAGCCAGCCGUUUGCUGCAUAAUUAAAAACAGGUCAUUUUGUGAUCAUGGUAUCUGCCGUUCGUUUGAGUUUGUAUCGUCUUUGGUGGCAUCAUUUAUUUCAAGUUGAUAGUACAAUUUUGAUUAGGACUUAAGCCCUGAUAACAACAUUGGGUGUUAAAGAGACUAGCGUUGGCUUGCGAAAGUGCAUCAACUCUGAUUUCCGGCGGGAGCAGAUUGUUUUCACUGCUAUCUUAAGCUUUUUUACGUAUCACAGAAAUGCCGAUAAGCCAUCUAAAAGCAACGAAGACAAAGCAUAGCUUGGACGCAAGUGGCGUGAAAAAAGUUAAUUUGUCACCUACACGACCGCUCGAACAAUUAUCGCGAAGCUAUCCAAUCUUAAUGUUAAUUUUUUCGAAGAAAAGCUAAAUUACAUAUACGCCUUCCACUAAUCACCGAAUUUGUUAUAUUUGCAUACCUUUUGUGGGAUCUCAAACCUUUGUUUACACUUAAAAAGAAUGAGUUAACAGUAUACCUCUAAUUUCUGAUUCCUCAAACACGUUAAACACAGAACACCGACAAAUAAAUGUUUUUCUAUCGAUUUGACUGUUUAACCCAAUUAAAAGUAAAGUAAGACGCUUCAAGCCAACUCUUUUAAUAAAACGGUUGCAUACAAUCACUAGGACGUCUAAAUGGCUCAGUUUGCUUUAAUCAGUUCUUCACACCACCGCAUUAAAUCUUCACAGGAAUUUAAUUUUCUAGUGUAAACUUUAUUGACAGAGUAGUUAAUUCAAUUUUGACAGUUUACCUUACAAGUGGAAACUGUGAAAGACAAGUGCCUCCGUCUUUGGCAGGUUGACACGAACGAAUUCCCUUGGUAAAUAUUUGCGUCUCAUUUAAAGUAAACCACUAUUUUUGUCUCUUCUAUACCAGUUUAUCCUUAACACUUAUCCGCGCGUGAAACAAAUACUUUCAAUUGGAACAAAGGUGCCGCAACUUAUAAAGACAACAGCCGCUUGGGAAAGUGAUAGCUGGCGAAAUUUUGAAACGCAACUCUAGAAAAAGAUACCUUCCACGAUAAAAUUAAUCCAAAAUGCCAUAGAUAACCUAGCUAGAUCAAUCUCGAGUUAGUUACUCAUAAUUGUAACGACCUGUUUGGUUUCUUUCAUCUUUCUUAGGCAGUCAAGCGUAACAUGCAAACAGAAUGCAAAUGCCAUGGUCUCUCGGGUGCCUGCUCUCUUCAAACGUGUUGGAAAAAGAUGCCGCUCUUUAGAAACGUGGGCGACAAACUGAAAGCCCGUUUCGAUUCUGCCAUCAAGGUGAUUAUAGGAAAUAGCGGAGAUCGGUUAAUCAAAGAAGGAGAAACAAUAAAACCUCCAACAGAAAUCGAUUUGGUUUAUACUACCGAAUCCCUAAACUUUUGCAAAGCGGAUCCCUAUAUGGGCUAUCAUGGCACUGUGGGCAGACGGUGUAAUGAUACAAGCAUGGGAGUGGGAGGGUGUCAAUUGCUUUGCUGCGGUCGCGGAGCACGAAUGAGAAAAUUGGUCGUAACAGAAAAUUGCCAAUGCCGUUUUCUGUGGUGCUGUACAGUCAAAUGCAAGAGAUGCCGGAGAGAAGAAGACGUCUUUACUUGUGAAUAACUUUCCUGCUGCUCGGACACACACAAACACACAAGAGACAGUCACGUCAAAUGUCAUGCGAACAAUGGUAUGCACUCAACAAAGAUUAUUUGAACGGUUAAGAUUAUGUACAACUUUCAAGAAAAGAACCACUCCUUAUGACAAGUGAUACCCCAGCUAGAGGAAAGUAUUUAAUAUAUGUUUUCAAAUAUCAAUUUUAGCGGAAUCCAAACAGACAGCUGGAGGUCACGGCACGACUAAAUUGUAAACACUUGAACGUUGUGUCUGAUAGAGAUAUGAAUACUACAACGAUGGAAUAGUCAUGCAAUGCUGUACCAGGAUUUUUUCCUUUACUGAACCUUGCAGGUUUUUCAUGACCAAAUGAAAGCUUCAUUGCCAAAUUUCCAAGACAAUCGAACCCACAGCUUGGUCGAAGUGAAGUACAGCACAAGAUGAAAACAGUGUCAUCUUGAAGGAUUCAGAAGUAGACACUCUUCAUUUAAUCCCCUUGGAGUUGAUUAGCACUAUGAGCUUUGAAGGGGUUUUUUAAUUGUCGACGUUUAUUGCAAACAUUCAAAGUAACAGCAGGGUUUCAGGCUUCACGAUUGAGAGCCUAUACAGAAAAAUGUGACCUUUCAAAUUACCUUCCGACAAGUGUUCUGCGCCUUUAACUAAUUUAUAUAAACUCACGUUACAACCAAAACAUUCUGCAUUAUUUCAUGUUAAUACCCAUUUGUUUUCUUAAAGGAUUUCACUAAUGAGGGCACAAAAGAUCAGAAGACUUAGUAGCAACAGUUCAGUCCGGAAAUCGCCAUGUAAUGGCC